AAAAAAGAAAAAAAACCCAUAAAUUCAAACGAAAGGAAUUCCUCCUUCAAUAAACCAGCAAAUUAAUAAGAACCCUUUUUCAAGUUUGAUCAAAGUUAACGUUUUUAACCCAUAUUUUUACAUAUGUUAAAAGAUUCGUAGGUUGGAUUUGGUGAUUGGUCCGAACUGUAAGUUUUUUAAAGUUUGGUUCUCCAUGGAUGACAUAAAGAAUGGAUUUUUAUUAUUAUUUUUUUUUGUGAUUGAAUUAUGGAAGUUGGCAUGAGGUUGUAGUAGGACAGUAGUUGAUGUCAUUUUCUUUAAUAAAAAUGGAAGGAAAAAAAAAAAAGUUUUGUUUGAUAAUUAAGGCCAUGAUUUUCAACUAACGGGUUGGAGCUUGGAAAGGCUUAAACUUAAGUAAGAGUAAGUGUUUAGGUCCACCAACUGGUGGUUACGGUUUCAAAACACCCUAACCAUCAAGCUAACACUUGCAUUGACAAAUCCCCCAAAACAACCACUCCCCUCUAUUUCUAUGUUUGUUGUCAAACAAAUGAAGUUUUCUCAUUAACAGAGGGAAAAAGAAAAAAAAAAAAAAAAACAGAACAAUAUCAAAUUUGAUAAUGAUUAUAAAAAGGAACAGAAGCUUCUAGCUGAGAAGUCCUUGUUCCUGUGUGAUUGUACUUGUUUGUCCCCACGUGAGAAAGGUGGAAUGAUUCAUUGUGAUUACUCUUUUGCUUUCGGAGUUUCAGCUUCCAACGAGUUAAGGCUAUCCAUCCAAUUGGAAAGCGAAAGCGCUGUUUGUGACAUGUGUACUAUCAGGAGCAGUUGAAAUUGGGUGCAGAAAGCUUCUUGUUGUCAGCUGAAUUGGAACAACAGCUUCAAGAUGUCUGCUUAUUUCUCAAAUUUAACCAGUCAACAGCAAGAAGCUCUACAGACUCAGUUUCUGCUGAAUUCAAAGCUUAAUACCUAUCACCAAUCCUCUGAUCUUCCUGAAAACAUGAUGUAUCUGAACUCGACUUCCUUGCCUGCAGCACAUGAUUGUGUCGAAUCCCAAUCCUCUGAAAGCAAAGAAGAAAUGCUAUUUAUUGCUCCACAUGGUAACACGGUAAUGAUGCAACCAAUUGUCCACAAUUUUGCUCCAAACUACUCGGAUAGUAACGCGGUGGUGGUGGAUCAACAAGAUUUCACAAGGAAACUGCUUCAUUACCAAAAUGGAGAUCAGAAUCUUCAGCAUCAAGGAUUAUCUCUGAGCCUUGGUAAUCAGGUUGCUGAGAUGCCUUCUUAUCAGAACCAGUAUUCUUUCUUGAGCUCUCAUCAUGUUGAGCACACAGCAGAUGAUAUUCCUCAAAGCAGUGAACUUAGAACGGCCGAAUACUUCUCAUUUGAUUUAGCUGGACCAGCAAACAAUAGCUCCAAGGUAGGAGCAGUUUACGGCCAUCAAUCUUCUUCGAUUUAUCCAAAAGAGAUGACUAGGGAUUUAAAAAUGCACGAAGAGACUGUGAUUUCAGGAGCUAUCUAUAACUCCAAAUAUCUCAAGGCUGCUCAAGAGUUACUCGAUGAAGUAGUCAAUUUACAUCAGGCCCUUAAGCCAUUGGACAAAAACCAUGACAUCAAUUCCACUGGCAAUGUUGCUUCAGAGGAGACUAAGUCGAAACCUGAUGAGCUUUCACCUGCUGAAAAAAAUGAGCUGCAGAACAAAUUGACAAAGCUACUAUCAAUGUUAGAUGAGGUCGACAGGAAAUAUAAACAGUAUUGCCAGCAAAUGCAAAUUGUAGUGUCCUCAUUUGAAAUUGUGGCGGGAUGUGGAGCAGGAAAAUCCUACACAGCACUAGCUCGUCACACAAUCUCUCGCCAGUUUCGCAGCUUGCGUGAUGCAAUCAAGAGCCAGAUUCAAUCAGUGCAGCAAAACUUAGGAGAGGAAGGUGCAGCCAACAGUAAUCAAGUGGUAGGAUUAUCUCGUCUGCGCUACGUGGACCAGCAACUGAGGCAGCAAAGGGCUCUUCUACAGUUUGGUGUAAUGAGACAACCUUGGAGGCCUCAAAGAGGCUUGCCUGAAACUGCAGUUUCUGUCCUGCGUGCCUGGCUUUUUGAGCAUUUUCUUCAUCCUUACCCAAAAGAUUCUGAGAAAAUCAUGUUAGCCAGACAGACAGGCUUGAGCCGAGGCCAGGUUGCAAAUUGGUUUAUCAAUGCACGGGUGCGGCUCUGGAAACCGAUGAUUGAGGAGAUGUACAAAGAGGAGUUUGCUGAUAUGGAAGCUGAUUCUAGAUCCUCACCAGAACAUGCACAAGCCACAGGAAGAUUGAAGUCGGAAUCUGAGGUCACGGGAGAAGAGCCUAAUGAAGGCUCAAGAUCCUUGGGCACCGAUUAUAAUAUUUCGAAUCGCAAAGUUGAUGCCUAUACAGCAAGAUUAGGCCUCCAGAGCAGUUCUUUUAAAGAAGACAGGAUGGAUUCUGAUAUCAACAGAUCACGUAGAGAGGACAUAGGUAGCAUGGUUGAUCAUAACAAUGCCUGUCCGGGUGAAAUAAUAAGAUCUAACGCGAUAGAUAUUCGUGCUUCUGCUUCUAAUGCAUACAAUUUCUCUAUGUUGGCUGGUACAGUAGGGAACCAAGUCUCACUUGCACUUGGUUUACAGCAUCCUGUGAAAGAGACCAUCAGAAUACCUGGUGGAACACAGAAUUCAUCAGGAAUGGAAGAUAAUGCAGCUAACUCUUCAUCUGUGGGGCUUGACAAAGCAGAAUAUUACUGUCUAGAUGGCCUAAAUCAACAAGAAAGAUAUUCCAACCCGCAACAUUUAUUAUCUGAUUUUGUUCUGUGACCAUAGGAUGGCCUGAUCUCCCGAUGAAGUUUUGCCAGUGCUGAAUCUAUUAGGUAUUGGAAAAUAAAUCAUGUAAGUUUUGUUGCUUCAAAAAUGCUUUGGUUAGCUUACAGAUUUCCAGGAUUAUCUGGAAAAAAGAAAAAAAAUCAUUCGUGAAAUGGAUUACCAAAUGUAUAUAUGCUCAAAUGGAUAAUCUGUUGAUGUAUACUAGAAGAAAAAUAUGGUGGCAGGAUUAGCUUAAUUGUAAAGUAAAAACAUACACACGUAUAUUCUGGUGUAUUCUUUGGAGACCAAUAAAUCUCAGAAAAGUACUAAAGUUCAGUUCUUUAAUGAAGAACAUAGCAUUAUUGACUCAAUAUAUGUAUUCCAUGCAUGAAAUUCAGAAAGUAGUUCCAUUAAUGUCAUUUCAUUUAUCCACUGGAUCUUCUUCUUGAGGGUGUUUGUUUUUUGGUUGAAAUUGGUAGUGUGGCUGAUACAGUUAAGAGAGGCAGGAAGCCUAACUUUUUUCUUAAUACUGUACUAUAUUAAUUUCCUCAUCAGUCGGCUGUUUUCAGAUGGUACAGACACUUUAAUCAGCAAGUGGGGUCUUUAGUCCUUGCGGUUCUAAUCAAUUUCAUUGACAAAAUCAAAGGGACCCAUGUAUUAAUUUUGUAAAGAAUAUGAUAUCAUUGGUAUGAAUCACUUCCCAAAAUCUAUUGUAAAAUCUAUCAAAUC
Oldenlandia corymbosa var. corymbosa is the source of this 3505-nucleotide messenger RNA. Lineage: Eukaryota; Viridiplantae; Streptophyta; Magnoliopsida; Gentianales; Rubiaceae. The record is from the annotation of a GenBank genome assembly.